AUGGAUUAUGGAUGGACAAGGAACCUACAAAUUAGGAGCCUGCUGAAAAUAAUCUACAUCCUCCCAACAGUGGCUUAUGGUGAGUAACAUCAGUGCUUUUUACCUGGAUGUACUGAAGAGUACGCAGUACUUCCACCUCCCACCCCCAAAUGUUAAAAGUGUGGGUACUUACUGUAACAACUUCAUGAUGAGUAUCUACAUCUUUUUUUCUUAAAAAAAGGAAGAAGCACUGAGUAACUUCCUCCUCCUCCUCCUCCUCCUCCUCCUCCUCCUCCUCCUCCUCCUCCUCCUCUUCUUCUUCUUCUUCUUCUUCUUCUUCUUCUUCUUCUAUCUCCUAGCUUUGCCCCAGGCUGGGACUCAAGGCAACUUAAACAAAUUAAAACAAGGAUACAUAUUUUUUAAGUGAAAUAUAAUAGUUAAAAAGUAUGUAAGCUCAAAUAGAAUUAAACCAAUAUUUAAAAAUCAAUGAAAAUGCAGAUAGCAACACAGUGCAGCACUAUUAAAAGCCCUUUUCUUAAAAAAACAACAACCAGAUCCCCAAGGCCUCUCAGAAUAAAACAUUCACCUGCCAGUGGAUGGGCAACAAGGAGGGAGCCAGUCUCGCUUCUCUAGGGAGGGAGUUCCAAAGUCUGGGAGCAGCCACUGAGAAGGCCCUCUCCCAUGUCCCCAUCAAGCAUGCCUUGAGGGUGAUGGUACCAAGAAAAGGGCCUUCAAAAUAUGGGCAGGUUCAUAUUGGAGAAUAUGUUCCUUCAGAUAGCCUGGGCCUAAGCCGUAUAGAAAUUUUGCCAGGCCAGCUACAGUAGAAAAACUGUAUGUGUCUAUACCAGGGUUUCCCAAACUUGAAUCUCCCGCUCUUCUUGGACUACAACUCCCAUCAUCCCUAGGUAGCAGGACCAGUGGUCAGGGAUUAUGGAAAUUAUAGUCUAAAAGCAACUGGAGACCAAAGUUUGGGGAACCUUGAUCUACAUUCUGGAUGGGGAGAUCGGUGGAGCGGGGGAGAAAUUUAUUCACUUCAUAUUUAAAGGUGAGCCUACAUAAUUCAUGGGAAAGUGGGUGGCGCUGUAGGUUAAACCACAGAGCCUAGGACUUGCUGAUCAGAAGGUUGGCAGUUCGAAUCCCCGCAAUGGGGUGAGCUUCUGUUGCUCAGUCCCAGCUCCUGCCAACCUAGCAGUGCGAAAGCACAUCAAAAUGCAAGUAGAUAAAUAGGUACCGCUCCGGCAGGAAGGUAAACCGUGUUUCCGUGCGCUGCUCUGGUUCGCCAGAAGCAGCUUAGUCAUGCUGGCCACAUGACCCGGAAGCUGUACACCGGCUCCCUUGGCCAAUAAAGCGAGAUGAGCGCCGCAACCCCAGAGUCAUCCAAGACUGGACCUAAUGGUCAGGGUUCCCUUUACUUUUUACCUAAUUCAUACUUUCCGAAUCAACAUGCAAGCCAAACCUCGGCCAUCCUUGGAAACUCACACUUCUCCAAUGUAUGCCAUGCAGUUCUCCAGCCAGGUAAUGUGUAGAAAAAACAUGCCUAUGUUUAGUGAAAAUAGCAUACAAAGCUACGUGAGAUUAAGGGAAAUUGCACUGCAAAAAACAAUGUGUAUAUUUCGAUUUGAUAUCCCACUUUAUCACUACCCUAAGGAGUCUCAAAGCGGCUAACAAUCUGCUUUCCCUUCCUCCCCCACAACAAACACUCUGUGAGGUGAGUGAGACUGAGAGACUUCAGAGAAGUGUGACUAGCCCAAGGUCACCCAGCAGUUGCAUGUGGAGGAGCGGGGAAUCAAACCCGGUUCACCAGAUUACAGGUCCACCGCUCUUAACCACUACACCACACUGGCUAAAUUGCCUACAAAAACACCUUUGUUAGGAGGAACUCACACUAAAAGGCUAGCAAAUUUUCAUGAUGAUUAAAGAAAAAGAAGAAAUGAACCAUAAAUUGCAGCAGAAAUGUGGAGAUCUGGAUUUAAUAUAGGAAAAUGAGAAACUGACAGAACCUAAAUGACAGAUUCGUUCAUUCCUAAGCAAUUGUUGUCAGUGCCGUGGUCCAUGACCAAGUAUAGAUAGCUAUCCAGUUGUAUAUUAUACGCUACCUAGGCUGGACUACUUUAAUGUGCUGUGUCUGAGACUCUCUUUAAAUAUGAUUUGGAAAGUUCAGCUGUUUCAGAAUGUGGUCACCUCAGUCCUGACAGGCUACACAUUCAGAUCACUUUGACACCAUAUAUAGCUUUUGGACACAGAGGUUCCAGUUAUUUGUAAGAACUUGAUGAAAGAUUGACUAAAUCCAGCCAGCUGGCACUGCUGAGAGUGCCAGGUCAUUAAAUAAAAUUAUUAAGAGCUCCUCAAAGCAAACAUUAGCAGUGGGUCCUUCUUGGAUGCCGGGCUCUGAUGCCGGCCUUGGCAACAAAACUACCCCUCCUAUUUCAAGUUAACAGGGUCCAAUGAAGGUCUUUGCCUGAGAUAUGUGGCUGAUGUUCUGGAACAUCAUAAGAAGCAUAGCUUGCUACUUUAUAUGUUAUGAGGCUAAUUUUGAACUGGUGACAGCAGACUGUAGUGCAGUUAUAUAUCUAUAUUGAUAUCCAAUCAAUGCAGUGGACUGGGAAAUGGCAGAGCAGAUGGAUGCUCAGGCAGCCCAAUGUUUAAUAGGUGGAUGGAGAGUAUUCGAGGAAUCAUUGUUAGUAUGAAAAUAGAAGUGUCACUGGCAUGUUCCAAUUAUGAAAUAUUGCAGGGUGCAUUUGUAUAAGCUGCCCACAGUUUUUGAGAAGGAGCGGGAUAUAAACUGGGAGCUCCGUGCUUUGUGUGCAGAAGAUUGCAGGCAUCAUUAUCUUCUGUUAAAGGGCUAAAGUAACUGGAAUUUAGGAUGGACAAAUCUGUUAAUUUCUGUUUCUUUCCAUUUUUCUUUCCAUUUUUUUCAAUCUUAAAUUCAGUUCUCAUUUCUUCACCAGUUUGGAUGCUUAAAUAAAAAAAUAACUCCUCAUGAAAAAGUAGCUAGCAUUUUAAUUCACCUCCUAAUAUUUAUAUUUUUUUGUACAGUGGUACCUCGGGUUACAGACGCUUCAGGUUACAGACUCUGCUAACCCAGAAAUAGUACCUUGGGUUAAGAACUUUGCUUCAGGAUGAGAACAGAAAUCGUGCAGCAGUGGCACGGCGGCAGCAGGAGGCCCCCUUAGCUAAAGUGGUACCUCAGGUUAAGAACAGUUUCAGGUUAAGAACGGACCUCCAGAACGAAUUAAGUUCUGAACCUGAGGUACCACUCUAUAUUAUUUUGCCCAAAGUAUACAUUUUGGGGAGGAAAGCAGUACAUCCAAAUAAAAUACACUCUUGUCUGUUAUCCUCACUAAUGUAUGCAUCUUAAUGCACUUUUGCCUAAUUUGCAUGUUUUUGUAUGCAUUAUUUGGAUGCGGAACUGCAUUGCAAAAUUCAGAAAAGUGCGGAUUUAAAAAGAGGUGAUUGUUUUGUGAAGUCUGAAUUAGGUAUAUUCACAUUUAGAUGUGAACUGACUUCUUCCUCCCUAUUGGGAAAGUCCUCUGGGCUACAUGGUUCUAUAUGGUAAAAUAAUCCAUUGUGUUACAACGCCAUUUCCUAAUAUCCUCAACUAAAUGAAUGAGGAAAACAUAGAAAAUAUGUUGUCCAAUGUAGCACUAAGCAGCUCCUUCCACCAGCACAAGGAUUUAUGCUUAAGUGACAUAACUUACCACAUCUUCUCCCCCUGUGUGCCCCCUAAAUCUAUUAUGGGGUUCUCUGAACCUCCUGGGCAGAUUGGGAGAAGUUACAGAGUUGCAGGAGGGAAAACAUUCUAUUGCACUAGCAUAAAUCCAUAUGCUAGUGGAAUAAGUACUGGCGCCCCUUGAGCUGUGUCCAUUGCGAAACCUGCUGAUAUUAGUUGCAAAGGGAUUCCUGGAAAACUUAAGCUGCUUGUUUCCUCUAGGUCAGCUGCUCCCUUUAAAAGAAACCAAGUAUGAGGAACAUGUGGUCAAAGGGGUGCGCGAUCGCUCGGUGCUGCUGCCAUGCGGUGAUGCGGCUUCACCCAUGGUUGUCUUCUGGAGUUUCACCAAGCUGGGCUCGGACAUCCCCAGAGCUGUGGCAAUCAGCAACGGCGUAGAGUCCAAAGUGGAGAGGGGCUCUGGUGUUCUGGGGAAUGUGACGUUGGAUAACACCACCCUGGAGAUCGAGAACCUGAAAACGGCAGCGGAAGGGCGCUUCCUGUGCCAGGCAAUGUAUGGCGAAGAAGAUGAGAUCAAAGUUGUUUAUUUCUAUAUUGAGCUCAUCGUUUUGGGUAAGUAGCUUUGCGUGCCUGAAAUGCAGAAGGAUUGUUCCUUGAGAGCCUCUGUGCUUCUCUGAAAAUGCUGCUGAACUAUACAACUCCUUGGCCAUUGAUCAUGUUGGCUGAGGCCUCAUUAAUGUCAUCUCCUCAUUUAGGGAAGGCGAGAUUUAGAGCAGAGAAGCAGCAGUGGGGAGGGAUGUUUUAACUCUUCGAUCACUUGUCACUUCUCAACACCAAAUUGUGUACCCCCAAAAUCCCCCCUCUCAGGGUUCCAUGUGUGUUUAUCUUGAAAUGUGUUUGGGAACCUACAAGGGGGAAAGGAGCCAAGGAGAUGAAUGUGGAAAACAGGGGGAAAGGAAAGGGAUUCAGAAAGAACAACUGGCCCAAUCUGUUUUGAAUUUGUGUCGCUUUCGAAUGUGCCCAUGUGUAUAAGACCUGUCCAUCUUGUUUCUAUGUUGACUUGCAUUUUAAAAUCGGCAUGAAAAUCCAGAAUGAAUUUGUUCUGCUGCAAAAUAUUUUGUAGCAGAAGUGAAUGCUUCCAUGGAUGCUUCCAUGGAGAACCCAAGGUCAGAGAGAUUGUGCGGGAAAUUUUGGUUUGGGUCUCCACCUUUUCCAGGUUAAGUGGGCCCCACUUAGGACCUUUGCAACGGUUUCCCCCCUCCCCAUCCUGGAGCCAGGAUAGUCUGGCAGAAUGCAACAGCUGGACUCAGGUCAAUGGGCAAAAUUGAAAACAAUAUACAGAUGUGCUUGGGGGGUUCCUGCGCAAACAGCAGCCUGGCUCAUCUUGAUCAGAGCUGUCAAGGAUCCUGUCUACUGAAAGCACCUUAGGAAUGUCAGCCAGCACACUCUGGCCUCUUGAAAUUUGUCCAGAGAUAAAAAACGGUUGCAGCCAAGUAAUUGGAUCUCCGCAAAAAGAGUUAACAUUCCUGCCUCGGGUGUGCUGGUCAGAAGGCCUUUCUAAGAGGCACAUUGGGGGAACGUGUAUCCCAGGUUUCAUGUGUGUCAUCCAGACAUCCGGUCCUCUUGUGUAUGCAGAAUGAUGCAGCUGGGCUUUCAUGGUCCUGUAUUUUGCUGCUGGUGGGGUUGGUUAAACUCAAGUUGUCAAAUACUCUUCUUGUUGCUGGGGGAUUAUCUCUCAGAAGUAUGUAGCUGCCAUUCAUUGCCAGCAGUUCAAUUGGAGUGGCUUGUGUUUGCUUUCCGACAGGGGACGAUUUAAUCCUUUUCUCAUCUUAAGGCAGUCAGCCUUGUAUUUCCCAGCACCAGUUGUAAAUUAAGGGGAGGGAAACAUACAUUGCAAUUUUCAGCUAAGAAAAUGCAUGUGAGGGUGAUUGGGAUCCCUUCUCUCAGUCUCUCAUCCCAGGAUAGUCACUAUGAUGACUAUAUCCUCCCUUCAGGACCAGAGGCUAAGUUACAAUAUUCAAAGCUUUUCAAUUUAGAAAAAAGAGGCGAGCAAGGGAGGGGUCAUUGUGCAUGACAAAAGUGAAUAGAGAAGUUCCUUCUCCCUUGUAAUAGUAGAACUUGGGGCAAUCCAAUGAAUGGAAGGAGGUGAAAGUACUUCACGGGGUAUAGUUACUUCUACAAGAUGUGGCAACAGCCAAGAAUGUAAAUAGAUUUAAAAGUGGGUGGGAGAUCGACUGUUCUUGAUGGGGUUACACUUCCUCUGAAGAAGAAGGUUUGUAGCUUGAGGGUCCUCCUGGAUCCUUUGCUGUCACCUGAGGCUCAGGUGACCUCAGUGGCCCAGAGUGCCUUCCAUCACCUUCGGCUGGUGGCCCAGCUACGCCCCUAUCUGGACAGGGAUAGACUAACUAUUGUUGUCUAUGCUAUGGUAACCUCAAGGUUAAUUUACUGCAAUGCGUUAUAUGUAGGGUAUAGGGCAGUGUAUAAAUUCAAUAAAUACUACUACUACUACUACUACUAAUAAUAAUAAUAAUAAUUUAGAUCAAUUCAUGGAUGAUAAGUUUAUCAGUGUCUACUAGCUAUGAAGGCUAAUGACUCCAUCCAAGAUCAGAGGGAGCAUGCCUUUAAAUUACCAGUUGCUGGGAAACAAUCAUGAGAGAUUAUAAUAAUAAUAACUUCUUCUUCUUCUUCUUCUUCUUCUUCUUCUUCUUCUUCUUCUUCUUCUUCUUCUUAUCAUCAUCAUCAUCUUAUACCCUGCCCAUCUGGCUGGGUUUCCCCAGCUGCUCUGGGUGCCUUUCAACAAGAGAUUAAAAAUACAUUAACACAUCAGUCAUUAAAAACUUCCCUAAACAGGGCUACCUUCAGAUGUCUUCUAAAUGUCAGAUAGUUGUUUAUUUCUCUGACAUCUGAUGGGAAGGGGUUCCACAGGGCAGGCGCUGCUACCGAGAAGGCCUUCUGCCUGGUUCCCGGUAACUUUACUUAUUGCAGCGAGGGAACUGCCAGAAGGCCCUCGGAGCUGGACCUCAGUGUCUGGGCUGAACGAUGGGGGUGGAGACGCUCCUUCAGGUCUACUGGGCCAAGCCAUUUAGGGCUUUAAAGGUCAGCACCAACACUUUGAAUUGUGCUCGGAAGCGUACUGGGAGCCAAGGUAGGUCUUUCAAGACCGAUGUUAUGUGGCUAUUGCCCUUCUUUCUUGAUUUCGGCCGUUGCAGAGGCAUCUUGCUAGCCAUUGUAGGAAAGACGAGGUUGGAUUAGACAAGUCUUUGGUCCAAAUCCAGCAGGGCUCUUCUGCUCUUCUUAUCCUGAAGUUUGCUCAUCCUUGAUCUACGUUCUGUUUCUGUCAUAAGAACAUAAGAAAAGUCUGCUGGAUCAGGCCAAUGACCCAUCUAACCCAGGAUCCUGUUCUCUCAGUGGUCAACCAGGUGCCUUUGGGAAGCUGGCAGGCAGGUCGUGAAUGCAAGGGCAGUCUGCCCGCCUGCGUUUCCAAACAAGUGGCGUUCGGAGGCAGAGUGGAGAUAGAGCAUAGUGCCUGGAAAGGGCAAGGGCAUAGCUGAGCUCAAGUCUAUGUUUGCUCUAUUGCAGUUCCUGUUUCAAAGCCUUUCCUGCAGAUGAACAAUUCAACGCCCGUGGAAGGCAUGCCUGUUGUGAUGACAUGUACAGUGAAGGAGGGGACGCCUCCUGUUACAUAUUCAUGGCAGCGCUACACUAACCGGGAUGGCACAGUAUCCGUCGCAGAAACAGUGGAAGGUCUAUUGAACCUGACAUCGUCUAACCGGACUCAGAUGGGCUGGUACACCUGCACCACCCAAAAUGAAGUCAAUAGCCAAACCAGUGACAGGAUGUACCUUGACGUUAUCUGUAAGUAAUUGGAGAAAGGAGCCAAAUGUUCUGGUCUUUCCAUGUCUUUCCUCAGUGCUGGAAAGGUGCUAAAAAAAUAGCAUAUUUUUUCGCUCUAUAAGACGCACCUGACCAUAAGACGCACCUAGUUUUUAAAGGAGGAAAACAAAACAAAAAAAAUUCUGAAUGAAACAGUGGAUGUAUAAUUUUUGUGGUUCAUGCUGUGGCCACAGACAUGAUAUGUGAUUUGAUGGUGAGUUUGGGGUAGCCCAAUGCAAAAAUCCUGAGAAUCCAUGUGGAUCCGUGCUUUGUAACCACGUUUGUGCGCCAUUGCGGCCCCACAAAACAGUGGAUCUGUGCUUUUUUUGGUGCAGGCUGUAGCCAUGGACAUGCUAUGGGAUCUGAUGCUGAAUUUGGGGUGACCCAAUGCAAAAACCCUGAGGAUCCAUGUGCUUUUACCUCCCCGCUCCAGGCUAGCGUCCCUUAUCUCCCUCCUGAUUGCUUGCCAAUCAGCUGCUCAGCAGCUUCAUUUCAACACCCCUUUCUCUCUUUCUUAAAAAAAAAAAGCAGGAUCUGUUUUUUGCCCCUGGGCAAUUCAGUGUUAGGGACCACGUAUUCGCUCCAUAAGACACACAGACAUUUCCCCUUACUUUUUACGAAGAAAAAAAGUGCCUCUUAUGGAGCGAAAAAUACAGUAAAUCAACAGAGUCUUGCGACUUAAAGACACAUUUAUUAUGGCAUAAGCUUUCAUUCACUUCAUCGGACGCAUGGAGGGCCUUUCCUGACAUCCUUUUUAUUGUGCAUUCAUGAUUAUUUGUGCUAUUGAUGCUACUGGGAUGGUCACAUGCUUUCAAUAUGGUUUGCCCCUGCAGAGGCUCUGGAGCAGUCACACAGCUUCAUUUCCAAUCAGUGCAUAACCUGUAACAUUCUGCUGAAACCCUGUAACUUUUUUUUUAUAAUGCAAAAUAUCUGGUUUAUUUUUGUUCCCCUGCUUUGGUUGCACUGUAGCCCCUCUGGACAGCAAUAAUGUGGCAGCAAUGGGGAAGCAUCACAGAACAAACUUAAGCGGAAUGAAUCCAUUGCUAAUUCACUGUGGUUGUGACAUGUUGCAGAAUACAUACACAAUAAAAAACAACAACACAGCAGCCUGGAGUGUCAUCUUGAGUUUCUGGUCUAUGGAGAGAGAUGGUUGGGGAUUGCACACAGUGAGAUCAGCGGAAAAUGAAAUGCAGACAGUGAUAAUUAUGCCAUUAAUGGUGUAACCGAUCUCAAAACGGACAGUCUUGGACAAAGGGACUUCAAAGGGAGACUGCAAUGCAAAACCGUGCAAUUCAAAUUCAUCAAGAGAUUCAGCUAUCCCAACAGAAUGAGAGUGGUUUAAUAACAUUUGAUACCUUGCAACAACAAGAAAAUUAAUAGAAAUGCUACCUUUUAAAGGAAAGCAAACAAAGAAUUGAACAAUUAAGUGCAUGAAACGAGAGCAUCAGAAUUAUUUAAAGCGUUUCCUCUGCUGUCAUAUGGGUUAAUUCAUUAAUUAAAUGGCAAUUAUGAAGAUUCCAUUUAUACUCAUAUUGAAGAUAAUUUUAAUGUAGGGUGGUCUAGAACUAAGUUUACAGAUGAGUGAAUAUUGGAUUGUAAACUGUGUUUGUUUGUUUUCUCUCACUCUCUUAUUCACUCUCAAGUUUCAGCUCUAUAACCUGUGGAUUGAAUCAGGGCAAAGGUUGUGUGUGUGUGUGUGUGUGUGUGUGUGUUUAUCACAAUAUAUCUAUGAAUUAGCUUACCAAUGCCAGGAUGUCUAUGUUGUAUCUCCCACAACUGUUUUGGUAAAAGGUCGUGUCUGUGCUUUCUUUAUCUCAUUUCUCUCUGAGUCAAAUCUCUCAAUGUUCUAAUUUUAACUCGGCAGCAGCCUCAGACUCUCAGAAGGGGUAGUAUUGUGAAACUACUUAUUUAUUAUGUAUUGAAUUUUAUUGUUAGCUGCCUUGGACAUUUUUUAGUGCAGAUGAAGAGGACCUCUCCAAAUCCCUGCUGUUCCAUGAUCUAAAAAUUGCUGUUUUCUCCAUGAAGAAAAAGCCUAUGAGGAAAAAUGGGGAAAUUUUGGGGGGGAAUUUUGAUCAGGGAAAGAGAGAAGGGAUACAUCUAAGUACAUCUAAAUCUCCCAAGACAGGGGUUGCCAACUUGGCAACGUGAAAGGUCAUGUCAAAUAUAUACACCCUGUAAGAGAAACUGCUUUUCCUGCUCAGCUCCUGUUUGCACUGGGUGGAAGCCCUGACAAUGAUACCAGUUUAACGUGGCUACAAGUAAAUACUGUAGAUCUGCUCUGACUAUCAUAAAGGUAAAGGUACCCCUGACCUUUAGGUCCAGUCGCGGACGACUCUGGGGUUGCACACUCAUCUCGCUCUAUAGGCCAAGGGAGCCAGCGUUUGUCCACAGACAGCUUCCGGGUCAUGUGGCCAGCUUGACUAAGCUAAGGUUACCAGAUUUUUUUCAUUGAAUCCAGGGACACUUUUCAACUUCAAUGGAUUUUGUGUGGGGACUGAUUUGUAAAUCCAGGGACUGUCCCCAGGAAACAGGGACAUCUGGUAACCUUAGACUAAGCCGCUUCCGGUGAACCAGAGCAGCGCACGGAAAACGCCGUUUACCUUCCCACCAGAGCGGUACCUAUUUAUCUACUUGCACUUUGACGUGCUUUCAAACUGCUAGGUUGGCAGGAGCAGGGACCGAGCAAUGGGAGCUCACCCUGUUGCGGGGAUUCAAACCGCCAGCCUUCAGAUUGGCAAGUCCUAGGCUCUGUGGUUUAGACCACAGCAACACCCGCGUCCCUAUCUGACUGUCAUAAUGAUGGCUAAAUAUACUGGCUUCUAAAGUUCAUCCCGAGCCCUUUCUCUGCAGCAGGUACGCCUCUAACUAACCUCAUGGUCUCUUCCGUAGAUGGGCCUGAUGAACCCGUGAUCAGCGUGGAGCCGUUUGCUGUAAACCAACAUGGCUUCUCAGCCAAUGAGCAAGAAGAGGUGAUCCUGACAUGCCUGGCAUCGUCUAAUCCACCCAGCCACUAUAUUUGGUUCUACAAUAGCUCCCAAGUCUACUCUGGUCAGAAGUAUGUGAUCACCAGGAUUUCAAGGACCCAAACAGGAAUCUAUACUUGCCUUGCUCAGAACAUGCACCUGAAUACACGUACCCAAACCGCCAUUAUCUUAACAGUCUACUGUAAGUAAUCCCUUCUCGUCUUGUUUGGGCAUGAGGCUCUGGCAUGUGCUGCUGCUCCUUCCUUCCCUCUGUCUUCUGGUUUUUAUUUCCUUCUACCUUUCCAAAUAUUGUCAUGGCUAAAGAGGAGACGGGGGGGGGGGGAGGGAUUAUUUGGUGUGUAGAGCAUCAGUAGGAAAUGAAGGCCAUGGGUGCCUCUUCUAGAGAUGUUUCCAUCUUUUGAUGAACCUAAAUGAUAGAGAAAGCAAAGCAGAAUGUCACCUGUCACAGAACAAAGAACUCACAACUUUCCUUUUUUUGAAAAACAAAACAAUGUACGGCAGAAGGGUGCUGAUGUCUUACUCUUUAGCUACAGUAUCUUAAUUGGGUUCUUCUGCAUAUGAGCCAAAACAAACUUAAUUUUGUUCUUUCUGGUCAGACGCUUCUAAUUUGGCUUUUUUGUUGUUGUUGUUGCAAAAAAGGAAUGAAAGAGAGUAAAGAUUUAUUUCCAUCUGCAUUUAUUUGGAAGGAACUAGUGUGGAGCGAAUGGGGUUGACAUUUUAUUAGGACUAAAAAGGGAGGAUUGCUUUGUUUGAUGUUCUUGUUAUUAUUUAUGUAGCUAACAGCAGCAGUAAGUAGCCAAGGAGACUUUUUCAAGUGGGCUGAAAGGGGUUCUUCUUUGUUGUUUAAUGUCUGAUGCAACAUUGGAAGAGGUGCUCGUUUACUCUGCAACCAGUGCACUUUCACUGCUGGUUUGGGAAGCCGUGUUCACACAACAUUAACCACAAUCCACAUCAAGCCGGUAUCUAUCUAUCCUGUUGUUUUUUAAAAGGGAAACACAGCAUUUUGAUGCAUUUCCCACAAACCGACUUCAAUCCAAAAUAAGAAAUAGAACGAGACAGCUGUGUUUUAAGCCAGUACAGUUGUACCUCGCAAGUCGAACGCUUUGUGAGUAGAACGUUUUGGCUCCCGAAUGCCGCAAACCCAGAAGUGAUUAUUCCAGUUUGCAAACGUUCUUUGGAAUCCAAAUGGCUGAUGCGGCUUCCGCAGCUUCUGAUUGGCUGCAGGAAGUUCCUGCAGCCAAUCAGAAGCCGCACCUUGGUUUCUGAAUGUUUUGUAAUUCGAAUGGACUUCCGGAACGGAUUCCGUUCAACUUCCGAGGUACGACUGUAAUUUGGACAUGGCCUUAGAAUCCACCUAGGAAUUCUUAAACCUUGCCCUUAAACCAGAGACCAAAUUGCAUGAUCUUCCAUCCCCAGUAAGUUGUUGUGGUGCCUCUUUACAUGUGUAGCAAUAGCAUUUUACCAGUCUUCCUGUACUGUACCACCUAGAACUGUAGGUUGGGGUUGGGGAUUUCUCCCUCUCUCUUUUCACACAGAAAACAACCCUGUCUGAGUUCAUGGCUGACCUACAGGCAAUAUGUUGUUUUCAUGUGGGAACCAGACAGGAGAUUUCCCCACCUGCAUCCUCAAAUGAUUGGCAGUCUAUGAAAGAUGAGUCAUGCAGUUCUGCUGCACAGGUGCGUUGGCUUUUAAGGAGUACAUUGGCAGCCAUCUUGGCUUGUGGACAUUAUUUUUUAAACACACACACACACACACACACACACACAGAGAGAGAGAGAGAGAGAGAGAGAGAGAGAGAGAGAGAGAAGAGUGAAAGAAAUGAAGCCGCAACAAGUGCAUCCGGCAACAAAACAUUGCAGCGUAAUGUACUUCUGUUCAAUCCGUGCCAUCUCUAGGAUUCUCUCUUCCACCCAACUCCACUAUGGGUUUCCAACCCUAUCUUGCCACAGUCAGACGCCAUCUGCACAAUAAUACAUUUAAAGGGGUGUCAUACCACUUUUUAUAUUAAUUUUUGUUUGGUUUUUCCAAUUAAUGUUUACAUUCAAAAUUGCAUAUAAAUCAAAACAAAUAUAAGAUUCAUUCAAAUCUAUAGACUUCCCUCUACCCUUCCAUGGGUUCCACAUUUAUCCUUUUCUACUUCAUUUUUUUAAGUCAUCCAGCUGAUUAAUUAUCCAUUAUGUUCAAAGUCUUUGUUACAUUACAAUUGUUAUCUGAGUCCUGUUAAAGAGUUCAAUUGUUUACACAGUGUUCUUCCAAGUACAAUAUAAAUUUCCCUCAUUCUUUAUUAAAAUUUUGCUCUUCCUGAUUUCCGAUUUCCGAGGUCAUUUUUGCCAUCUCAGCGUAGUCCAUCCAUUUAGCCUGCCAUUCAUCUCUGGUAGGGACCAGAGCAUCAUACUUCUUUAAACAGCCGUGACUUCCCACCAAGAUUCCCGGGGACUGUGGUUUGUUAAAAGUGCUGAGAGCUGCUAAGAGUCCCCUAUUCUCCUCACAGAGCUACAAUUGUCAGAGUGGUAUAACAAUCAAUCCCUCUUCCCAAGGAGCUCUAGGAACUGCAAUGCCACUGUGGGUGAAGCCUGUGGAGAUGUCAAAGGGAAUCACCUUCAUAGGUGCAUUUGAGAUGCUAAAGGGAAUCGCCUACAAUAUGCAUUUGACACACUCCAACAUUCUGCUGAUCCAAAUGGGGACGCUUGUUUGUUCUUUGGCCCCAAGCUCUCUGACUUGCACAAGAGUGUGAGACCAAAAAUAGAGCAUCUUUGGGUCCCAUGCUCUGGCGUGAACCAGCUGAUUUGCGCCAGAGUGCCAAACCGAAGAACAGGACAUUCCAGGAUCCCACCAGAAGCCAGGAUGGCUUCUGUAAUUCUGGGAUUUCCCGCUUAUAUUGGGAUGGUUGAGCAGGAUGGCUGUAAAUUGAACGACUGCGUGUGUCCAUGUUGCAAGAGGCAUACAUGGGAAUGCCAGUUCUUGCCUCUUGCCACCCAUUGGGCCCCAGGCAACAGGGAUGUACUGGGUGCCAGGAACUCCUCGUUGCUGUUGAUACCAUGUUUGCCCCCCCACGCACAGAUCUGCCCAAGGGGAAGCCCAGCUGCACUCCGCUGCCAGCCACCAAUUUCCAAGACCUUGCCCUGCGCUGUUUGUGGCAGGGAGGGUUCCCCCUGGUGCGGCUGCGGUGGGUGAAAUCCCGGUGGGGAGGAAACAGCACAGCGACCUACUCCAAUGCCACCCAGAUCCAUCAUGGCAAAGACGUUCGCAACGGGACCUCCUACACUUGCCUGGCUUCUCACCCGGCGCUCAGAGACGAGACCAUCUGCAGAACCACUGUGUGUGAGUAGUGACCUUCCUUCUCCUCCCAGUAAAACCUUUGUCCAUUAUUAUUAUUAUUAUUAUUAUUAUUAUUAUUAUUAUUAUUCCCCGCCCAUCUGGCUGGGUUUCCCCAGCCACUCUGGGCAGCUUACAGCAUAUGUAAAAACAUAAUAAAAACAUCAAGCAUUAAAAACCUCCUGAUACAGGGCUGCCUUCAGAUGUCUUCUAAAAGUUGUGUAAUCUGGAUGUUGAGGCUCAUACGCAGCCCUGGCUUGCACUGAAGGGCUGUGACUGGAUCAUGGGGAGAUAUCAGUUUGUAUGUUGUUGUUGUUUAGUCAUGUCCGACUCUUCGUGACCCCAUGGACCAGAGCACGCCAGGCACUUCUGUCUUCCACUGCCUCCCACAGUUUGGGGAGCUACUCAUGCUGGUAGCUUCGAGAACACUGUCCAACCAUCUCAUCCUCUGUCGUCCCCUUCUCCUUAUGCCCUCCAUCUUUCCCAACAUCAGGGUCUUUUCCAGGGAGUCUUCUCUUCUCAUAAGGUGGCCAAAGUAUUGGAGCCUCAGCUUCACGAUCUGUCCUUCCAGUGACCACUCAGGGCUGAUUUCCUUAAGAAUGGAUACAUUUGAUCUUCUUGCAGUCCAUGGGACUCUCAAGAGUCUCCUCCAGCACCAUAAUUCAAAAGCAUCAAUUCUUCGGCGAUCAGCCUUCUUUAUGGUCCAGCUCUCACUUCCAUACAUCACUACUGGGAAAACCAUAGCUUUAACUAUACGGACCUUUGUUGGCAAGGUGAUGUCUCUGCUUUUUUUUUAUAUCAGUUUGUAUAGAGAGCUCUCUACGUGCAGCACGAUUGGCGUUUAAACUUCCCCAUGCCAUUUUGGUCCGGGUUAACAGCAAAUCACGCUUCGCAAUGAGUGAGCCCCAUCCUAAUUUAAGGGCCCUUAGGACACGAGGCUCUCUGGCUUUGGUUUUUGUUCUUAAGUCCCCAGCUCUCAUUGUUCCAGUGAAAAGCUUGGGAACAUGUGGCAUGUAAUUUACACCAGGCAUUUAAAGCACAUUUGAAACACGUUUCCGAGGACAAUUCAAAGUGUUAGUGCUGACCUUUAAAGCCCUAAAUGGCCUUGGCCCAGUAUACCUGGAGGAGCGUCUCCACCCUCAUUGUCCAGCCCGGACACUGAGGUCCAGCUCUGAGGGCCUUCUGGCGGUUCCCUCACUGGGAGAAGUGGGUUUACAGGGAACCAAACAGAGUGCCUUCUCGGUAGUGGCACCCACCCUGUGGAACGCCAUCCCAUCAGAUGCCAAGUAAAUAAACAACUAUCUGAUGCUGUGGGUGGCGCUGUGGGUUAAACCACAGAGCCUAGGGCUUGCUGAUCAAAAGGUUGGAGGUUCGAAUCCCUGCGAUGGGGUGAGCUCCCAUUGCUCGGUCCCUGCUCCUGCCAACCUAGCAGUUCAAAAUCACCUCAAAGUGCAAGUAGAUAAAUAGGUACCACUCCAGUGGGAAGGUAAACGGUGUUUCCGUGUGUUGCUCUUGUUCGCCAGAAGUGGCUUAGUCAUGCUGGCCACAUGACCCAGAAGCUGUACACUGGCUCCCUUGACCAGUAAAGUGAGAUGAGUGCCACAACCCCAGAGUCGUCCGCGACUGGACCUAACGUUCAGGGGUCCCUUUACCUUUUAACAAUGAUUGAGUUUACUUAUUAUAUUAAAAAAUAUGCAUCAAUCAACCUAACAGGUUUUUGGAAAGAUGGGUAUUUUUGUAAUAUUUAGAAUAACAGAGUUAAUGAGAGUGUUCAAACUUACGCUGCUUCUAACUUUUCAAAUAAUACUAUUAGUAUUUGUAUACCGAUGUAUUUAUUUAUUGACUAUGAUCUGGUAGAAUCCCUGAUUUUGCUGUUUAAAAGGUUUAAUUUCAAUAAAUAAAUAUAUAUUUUUUAAAAAACAUAUUUUUGCACGCAUCACAAGAGCUAUGGAAGUGCAUCAUUUGAUCAUUAACUGUGUUCUGAUCAGGGCAUUAAGUCUGCGCAUACUGCAACUUAGGUCAGUUUGCCUUGAAACGGGAGGGCCAGAUGGAAUUCUCCAGCAGAAUUCUGAAGGCAGUGAGCCUUGGUGAGUUGUUAAGGCUAGAAAUCUGCCUCUGAAUUGUCCUGUUUGUGCCACAGGGGUCCCUGGUGGGAACCCGACCUGCAGCGCCGUAGCAACCAAGCAGAACGAAUUCCUCAUGCUGACCUGUGACUGGGCAGGCGGAGAACCCCGGGUGACUCUGUGGUGGAGAGACUGGAAGGACCAUGUGCUCGGAGGACUGAAACAAUCCCACAACAUCUUUGUCAUGAAAUCAAACGCCACCCUGGGGGGAAAGGAGUUCACCUGCGUGGCAGCCCACCCACUUCUCACAAGAGCUACUGAGUGCCGGGUCCGUUUGGGUAAGCAGAUGAGAACAGUACCUUUGGGAUGGGGCCAUAGCUCAGGGGCAUAGUGCACGUGAAACUCGAAAAACUAGAAUAUUGUGGAAAAGUUCAUUUAUUUCAGUAAUUCAACUUAAAAGGUGAAACUAAUAUACGUGAUAGACUCAUGACAUGCAAAGCGAGAUAUGUCAAGCCUUUAUUUGUUAUAAUUGUGAUGAUCAUGGCGCACAGCUGAUGAAAACCCCAAAUUAUGGGAUUACUGUGCUUGAUUGGCCGGCAAACUUGCCUGACCUGAACCCCAUAGAGAAUCUAUGGGGCAUUGCCAAGAGAAAUAUGAGAGACAUGAGACCGAGCAAUGCAGAAGAGCUGAAGGCUGCUACUGAAGCAUCCUGGUCUUCCAUAACACCUCAGCAGUGCCACAGGCUGAUAGCAUCCAUGCCACGCCACAUUGAGGCAGUAAUUGAUGCAAAAGGGGCCCAAACCAAGUACUGAGUACAUAUGCAUGCUUCUACUUCUCAGAGGUCCACUAUUUCUAUAUUUGCAAUCCUUGUUUUGCUGAUUUCAUUUAAUAUUCUAAUUUUCUGAGAUUGUUAAGCAAAAGCUUUCCCUAUCAAAUUCCUGCCUGGCACACAAUUGUUAAAAGGGGGCCCAAACGGGCACCUUUAUUGCCGACUUUUCUCAGGCUCUUCCUUCCUUCUUUUCUUCUUCUUCACAGAACCUCCUAAGCUUGUGGUAGACAGAUCCAAAGUGUCGCUGUUUGAAGGCAAUGAGGUUGAGCUGGCCUGUUUGCUCGAAGGCGCCUACCUGGGAUCAGAGGUCUUUUGGUACAACAACAAGAAUCAGGUUGUCAGGACGGAUGCUAGGAAAUACCGGCUGCAGCAGGAGAACGCCUGGCUUAACUUGACCCUUCGGGACACAGAGUGGAUGAAAGACAGUGGUACCUAUCGCUGCGCUGCCAUGAAUGCUGUGGGCAACACCUCUGCCAGCAUCAACCUGCUGGUUAAAAGUAAGCAGAUGCGUGAAGGUAAAGUGAAAAUGCUACGGCUGCAAUCCAAACCCAAGAUCUGCUGGGAUGUGUGGAGUUUGGAAUACGUUGAUCUGUGGCUGAGCCAGUUGAGCUUGGACUCAGCUGGGGUUGCACCAGUUGAAGUGUCUCAUCCCAGCUCAGAUGUGUUGACAUAAGUCAUCCAUCCUGGCUCAGCCAGGGCUCAGCUGAGGUAAAUUCUGCAAAAGGGGUGUUCCAGGGGAGCGUCAGAGGUAGGGUGGGGCUGGGGGAGACUUGCCCCUAUUCCAAACUCCAUUCUUUCUUUUUAAAAAAAUCUUUUUUAUUGAUUUUCCAAUAAAAACAGCCAAUCAGCAUAUCUGAAUCAUAAUCCAAUUAAAAAUAAUAAACUAAAAUAAAAAAAUGACCAAUUAUAGUCUAAAUUGUAAUUAUUAAUUUUUCCGGGCUCCCCAUAGUCUGGACCUCUGAAGCAUAUCUCCAAAUCUUCUAUUCCAAACUCCAUUCACAUGUCACAUGACUGAGUAACCCAGCAGAAUUGAUGCUGGGAAAAAGUGUGGUGUAAGUUUAAUUCUGUUUUAAAAGCUUGGUUCCCUCUGCCAGGCUUUAGCCAGCUCGCAAUAGGGGUAAAUUUCACGGCCAUAAUUUCUCCCACUAUAAAUUACGCUGGCUUCCUAUCGUUUGGAUUUCUCUGCUUGAUACUCUAAAGUUGGGUACUAUGGAUUCAAGGCAUGGAGAUGGGGGGAUGAGAUCCCACAACACAUUGACUGCUCUUGAUUGUGUUGAUGCAACAGCACAGCGAAUAACUCAUUUGUAGACAAAGUGUUUAUCCAUGGCUAUGUGCAACCUCCAGAUCCAGGGGACAGCAUCGCGUCUCCGAGUGAUAGUUUCUGUAGAGCAACAGCAGGAGCAGGGGGGGGGGGGUGGCUAUUGAUGUUGUGUCCUGUUUGUAAACUUCCCAAUAGGAUUCUUAUGCAUGCUAUCAUAAACCCCUUGGAGAAAAGGCAGGAUGUAUCUGCUGUGCAUUUUGGAAAGCUAUGUAUCUGGUGGGACGUGGGUGGCGCUGUGGUCUAAACCACUGAGCCUAGGGCUUGCUGAUUGGAAGGUCGGCGGUUCAAAUCCCCGCGACGGGGUGAGCUCCCGUUGCUCAGUCCCAGCUCCUGCCAACCUAGCAGUUCGAAAGCACAUCAAAGUGCAAGUAGACAAAUAGGUACUGCUCUGGCGGGAAGGCAAACGGCGUUUCCAUGAGCUACUCUGGUUUCACCAGAAGCGGCUUAGUCAUGCUGGCCACAUGACCCAGAAAACUGUCUGUCAACAAACGUCAGCUCCUUUGGCCAGUAAAGCGAGAUGAGCACUGCAACCCCAGAGUUGUUCACGACUGGACUUAACUGUCAGGGGUCUUUUACCUGUGUGGUGUAGUGGUUAAGAGUGGUAGUCUUGUAAUCUGGGGAACCGGGUUCAUGUCUCUGCUCCUCCACAUGCAGCUGCUGGGUGACCUUGGGCCAGUCACACUUCUUUGAAGUCUCUCAGCCCCACUCACCUCACAGAGUGUUUGUUGUGGGGGAGGAAGGGAAAGGAGAAUGUUAGCCGCUUUGAUACUCCUGAAGGGGAAUGAAAGGCGGGAUAUCAAAUCCAAACUCUUCUUCUUCUUCUUCUUCUUUACCUUUUAUGUACCUGGUAAGCAAAUUUUGCAUUAUAGUUUUUGAGAUCAAGGAGCAGGUUUUUGUCUCUGUUUAGAUACAGCUGGACACCAUUUUGAAUCAAGAUGGCGGACUGAAACAUUCCAAACUGCAUACAUUUGGACACCUCUUAAGAUAUAGUAACCCAAUUUUCCAUGUUCAAGGAGCAGGUUUUCUUUCUUUUUUUAAAAUAAUUUUUUAAUAAGUUUUUAGUUACAAGAAUCCAAAAUAAGCCUCAUUAUAUCCAUUUCAAAUCACAAUACCAAAUCAAAUAUCAAUUAAUCAACUUUCCAAUUGUAUAAAUUUGGUGGUUCCCCACAUGCUAGAAUUACAGAUUUGAUAAUUUCUUUUAAUUCUGCUUCCAAAAUCUAAUUUAAUCCAGUUACAUGCCAAUCAAAAUAAUAAUCCGUAUUCAGCAACUGCAGUAUUUAGAACUUCUAUUCGUGUUAACACAUUCAAUAAUCUAUUAAUCUACAAGUGAAGAUCUGUAUCCUUUUUACUGCAUGUAGUAAUUAUUUAUCCAUAUUAUUUCUUUUUAUCUUUGACAAAUGUUGUGCUCUCAAGGAGGAGGUUUUCAUCUGUGUUGGGGUACAGCUACCGUAUUUUUCGCUCCAUAAGACGCACGUGACCAUAAGACGCACCUAGUUUUUAGAGGAGGAAAACAAGAAAAAAAAUAUUCUGAAUGAAAGAGUGGAUGUAUCAUUUUUGUGGUUCAUGCUGUGGCCACAGACAUGUGAUCUGAUGGUGAAUUUGGGGUGACCCAAUGCAAAAAUCCUGAGGAUCCAUGUGCUUUUACCUCCCCCCUCCCAGGUAGCCUCCUUUAUCUCUAGCGUCCCUUAUCUCUCCCCCCGAUCAGCUGCUUCCUUUCAACACCCCCUUCCCUCUUUCAAAAAAAAAAAGCAUGAUCUGCUUUUCGCCCCUGGGCAAUUCGGCUCCAGGGACCACGCAUUCGCUCCAUAAGAUGCACAGACAUUUCCCCUUACAUCUUAGGAAGAAAAAAGUGCGUUUUAUGGGGCAAAAAAUACGGUGAAUACCAUUUUGAAUCAAUACGUGAACUGAACCUUUCCAAAGUGCACUGAAUUUUUGAUUUCUUGGAAUUCCCAAGCAAUGGCAGGUAUGAGGUUUGCCAAGACUGACUGACUAACUGAAUACCCUUCUCCUCCUUUGCAGAGUACCCCUCCCCGCCCAAUGUGACAAUCAGCAAGCUGAUGUACACUCGCCACCGCACAGAGGUGGAACUGGAGUGGCAGACCCAGGGCUCAGGGAACUUGACCAGCUUUGUGGUCCAGAUGAGGGAAGCAAAGAAGGCUCCCAAAAACCAGCUGGCCAGCAGCUGGGAAACAGUAGUCAGCGAUAUUGACCCUGACACCCGCGACCAGAGGCUGGGCGGGCUGGAUCCUGCAAUUGUGUAUGCCUUCCGCAUCUUGGCUGUCAACCACCGGACGACUGGGCACCCCUCUGAAGUAAAGACACCAGGUGACGUGGGUAGCUAGGGUGACAGCAUUCCUCUGCAGGCUGUGACAGAAGUCAACUUGGGAGCUGUGGUGACCCCCUUCCUAAGGGCCACAUGGUAGAUUCAUGUGAGCCGGGGGAAGAGCUGGGCAUCUGGAUGGGGGGGGCAAACUUAGCCCUUUCUCCCAAGAAGCAAUCAAUUCUUUUCGGAUAUGUAAGAAAUAAUAUGAUCGGUUGGUGGUUUGUUUGUUUGUUUUAAUGGGACUGAUGCAAUAAAUAAACACAUCUGUUAAUUAGAUUCGAAGGCUGUUGGGUUUCAGCUCUUAUCUGGGAAGACCCAGAUGCUUUAUAUUCAGACUUUGAUUUGCACAGUCUGCUAUAUCCAUAUAGUCUUCUGAGUGAUUCAGAAUUUAGUUUAAUAUUUUGUAUUGACAAUUGCUCAGUCACCAUUGAUCUCCAAGUGAUGUAGUUGCGAUUACUUCUCCCACUGAUAUGAACAGAUUAGGCAGAAGGAAGAGGCUUUCCAUCCAUGCCUUUAAAAACCCAAAUGCCAAUCCAUUUGGUGCAAAGUUCUAAAAGUUGGUUAAAGGGACUCUGCAGAAAAUAUAUAUUUCUCUAGACCAGGGGUGGGGAAAUGGAGACCCUCCAGAGGUUGCUGGAGUAGCAUGGGCAAUGGUCAGACAUAAUAAGAACACAAGAGGAUCCUGCUGAAUCAAGCCAAUGGCCCAUCAAGUACAGCAUUCUGGUCUCAUAGUAGCACAGAUGCUCGUGGAAAACCUGCAAGUAGGAUUUAAGCACAAGAGCACUCUUCCUUCCUGUGGUCUUCAGCAACUGGUUUUCAGAAGCAUUACUGCCUUCAACUAUGGAGCCAGCCAGAGUACAGUCAUUGUGGCUAGUAGCCUUUGAUAGCUCUCUCCUCCAUGAAUUUUUCUUCCAUCCUUUUUUAGAGUCAGACAACAUCUGGAAAGCCACAGGUUCCCCACCCCUGCUCUAGACUGAAGGAACUUCCCUCCAUCUUUUCAGAGCUUGGCUGUGUAACAGUGUGAAUUGGCUGAUCCUUGUGUCAGUCAUGAGCCAUUUCUUCAUCCCUAACAGAGCAGAUUUCAGGAUGUAAAUAGGGAGUGUGUGUUGGGAGAGAGCACAAAAAACCCCGAACAAACAUUAAAAGUGGAUUCUUUUUUCGAGUGGUUUGUGGGGGAGUGAAGCAAAUGCCCCCUUCUCAAACUAUGGGGAGCAUUUCAAAGCUGGAGGUGGUACGUGUGCCAUUUGAGGGCUGCAAAAUCUGAAUCCACUUCGCUUGGAAGAUAAGUGUUUACAUGAAACCCUGUGGCAGUUCAUUCUCUGUGUCUGUCUGGUGGAGGUGGUGGGUUAAAUCACAAAUGCAACAUGAUGGAGCAGAACAGCCACAGGGGGAGGAUGGCUGUGGGGUAAUCUCAUUGUGGGGAGAGUAGAUGUGUUGCAUAGGCUGCCCUGUGAGUUAAGACCCCAUAGCUCUGGGACAGAGCAGGUGCUUUGCAUGCAGAAUGUCCCAGGUGGUAGGAUCAAGUAGUAGCAGAUGAUAAGGAGGACCUACCUGAGACACCCUGAAGAGUUGUUGCCAGUCAUAGCAGACACAAUCCUGGGUUAGCUGGGAGCCAAAGCCAGGUUAGAUGAGAAACAGGAUAGAGGGGGAAGUGCUUCUUGAGUCUGGAAUGUGAUUGCAGUGACCAGAAAGAACCUGCUUCUUGCCAUUGCUUCUCCCAGUGCCUUUGCUUUUGCUCCCUCUCUGUGUGUGUUCAAUUGUGCUGCUGUUGCUGAUCUUCUUUUGCAUCGGGGAGCGGCUCAGCUUCCUCUGCUUUUCUUGUCUUGCUGCACUGCAUGAGGCUGGAUUUAGAUUUGCAAAACCAAGUGGUACAGGCUGCUGCAUGCUACAGGGAUCAGGCGGGGCAAAUUAUAUCUGAUGGGUGAGUUGUUGUUUGUUUUUUUUUGGGUGGUUUUCUUUUUCUUUUUGGAUGGAGUUGUCAUUCCUGUGCCCCAUCAUCUCUCCUUAAUUGCAUGGUUUGGUUAAUCCUUCCUGCCAUGGAUUAUUUUCCUUCGUCUUCUUCUUCUGGGAAGUGUUCUCCGCCCUCCUAUCUAAGACAUGCCCACCAGGCUCAUUGGAAAGGAAUUGCUUCUUCGCUUGCUAGCUUGGGGUUCCUUCGAUAUAAACCCCUGCCUGUCAUUUGAGUGGGUUUGACAGAGCUGGGCUUUCACUGCAAGAUCUCCCAAACAUACGAAAAAUGAGAUCUCUUGACAAAGGAGGAAAGGACCAGGUUAUUUGAUCAGAGAUGGAAGAUCAAGACUGCAUCCAGUGGAUCAGCCCUCAGCCUCUCUGAAUUCAGCCAAACAUUCUGGAUUAACAGGCUCUGUAAUGUCUAUAACAUAUACAGUGAGAGCACAUUUAAAGCACAUUAUGAUGGGGUGAGCUCCCGUGGCUCGGUCCCAGCUCCUGCCAACCUAGCAGUUUGAAAGCACGUCAAAGUGCAAGUAGAUAAAUAGGUACCACUCCGGCAGGAAGGUAAACGGCGUUUCCGUGUGCUGCUCUGGUUCGCCAGAAGCGGCUUAGUCCUGCUGGCCACAUGACCCGGAAGCUGUACGCCGGCUCCCUCGGCAUAUAAAGCGAGAUGAGCACCGCAACCCCAGAGUCGGCCACAACUGGACCUAAUGGUCCCUUUACCUUUUACUUCCUUUAAAGAGUCAUGGGGACUGUAGUUUACCCCCCACAAAGCUACACUUCCGAGCACCCAUAACAAAUUGCAGUUCCCAGGAUUCUUUGGGAGAAUUCUCAUGCUUUAAAUGUAUGGGGCGGAUGUGACUUGUCACUGGGAACCUUUUGCAGAAUUCUCUGUCGCAAAGAGAGAUUGUGUGUCGCUCUUCUCCAACACUUGUUGCCCUCCAAGUGUUGGGACUCCCGUCAGUCCCAACCAUUAUGGUCAAUGGCCAGGAACGAUCAGGACUGUAGUCAAAUAACAUCUGACGGGCACCAGGUUGGGAAAGCCUGAUCUGAGCACUGAAAGCUCAGAUACAUGUGCAAAGGUGUCAUUCUAGAUGUUCAGCUGAUCAAACAGAGCCUGGUGGCAGAGCCCAUUUUCCCCACCCAUUAUAUGUAUUUCUUGCACAUCCCAUAUUGCAUAAUAGGGCUUGUGAUUGCGUGAUGCCAUAGAGGGAAGAUACAGUUUGCUGUACCAUACGGCAGACACACACACUGCAAAAUUAUGUCGGUCUCACACCAGUUUGUUAACUGCCAGUGGCUUCUCAGCGUUCUUAUGGGGUACUGUAGUUUGAUCAGGUGCUCUGAGUUUCUUAGCUAGAAGCCUUUGGAUCUCCCUUACGGAACAACAGUUUAUAGGAUUCCCUGUUCCCUUUGUGGGGGAGGAUCCUUGUUCACAACCAUUUCCAGGUCCUAAAGGUGCAACUAGAGAACAGCUUCUCAUGGUCCCAUUGCAGAUUUUGACAUGAUCAGCUGUUUAUUGUAAAAUCACCUUAGCUCAUUUGCUCACAUUUGUUAUGGCAGAUGGGGAAAAAGGGAUACUUGGAGGGUCUGUACUGGAGACAGUAUACAGCCGGCCACCAUAACUCCUGGAGAAUUGAAGAAACAGCACUUAUCUCUAGGACUGUGGUGCCCCAGAAACUAUUUGUGGAACUUAUAUAGUUUAUGAUGCACACAGCAAUGUUUACAGGCUCUGUAAAGGGGCUUCUCUUUUGGGUUCCUUGUUGACCUGGGAGCCAAGUUCCACCUGCAGUCCAGUUGUUCUGCCUUCUGCCCAAUAUUCCCCGCACAUCUUGGCUUAACUCUGCUGGUGCCAGGCGAAAACGGCUGCCUCUCCCCUCCAUAUGGGCAGCAGCUGUUGCAACAAGUCUGGGUGCAGGUCGGGGACAGCUUUAAGGAAGGUGCAAAACCAAAACGAAACACUCAAGAAAAACAAGCAAACUAUUUUCUUGGGAAAAUGGAGGAGAUUGGAAACAGAUGCGGCAGCCUGGAAUGAGCAGGCUCCCUGGGAGGAGCCUGAGGAGAGUUUGUGUAAAGCCUCACUGAGGGCUUCCUUUAGCAGAGAAAGAAUUCUCCAAUAGCACAGUGCUGCCAAGGACCAACUGGCAUGUUAAUGUGGACAAUCUGUGAUUGGCUUUUAUGACUCCCCCCCACAAAAAAGCUUAAAAUCAGCGUCAGGAGAGUAAUGGGUGAAUCGGAGUGAGGCAGAGGUGCUCCUGAUGGUAUCAGGGUCAUAGCUGUCAACGUUUCCCUUUUUUAAAGGGAAAUUCCCUUAUUCAGAAUAGGAUUCCUCACAAGAAAGGGGAAAAGUUGACAGCUAUGAUCAGGUGGUUGUUAGUCACCCAGCUUUCGAUACUGUUUGUGCCUGCAAAAUUUCAGUGUAGGCAAUAUUGCUUCAUUUCCAGUCCACACAGUUCCUGGGACUUCUGCUGAAAUCUGGUAACUGUUCAUACCACAAAUGCUCCAUUCUGCCCCAUUCCACCCCCUGCUUUUGCUGUGCUAUAGCGCAAGAGUGCCUCCCCAGACAGCAACAACGCGGUAAUAUUAGGGGAUCAUAAUAGAUCGACCAAUGAAAUGGAAUGAGGAGUGGAUGCUCCUGUAUGAAUCCAGCAGCAAUGCAUUAGUCACAUAUUUAGCAGAAUGCACCCGCCAAAGGAAACACCAGUUUGCAGGGGCCCUAUGUGAAAGCCGAAAUUCGAAAGAUGCUCAGCAGAGGCAAUAUUUAGAACCUCGUUUCCACAGACUGGUAUGCCGGAAGCCCCUGUGAUGUGUGAUGCUGAGAUCCAUUUGCUAUAGCAUGUUCUGGGGUCCUGAUGAUCCAGUUGUGGUAUGACUCUGUGGCCUUCAACAGCAGCUUCCUCUCUCUUGCAGCCGACCCUCCUUUUAACGCUUACCCUGCAGUGAUUGGUGCCGCAGUGGCAGGAAUGAUAGUGGCAACAGUUACAUCCCUCCUGGUGUUCCAGUACAUCAUUCGGAACCGGGAGAACAAUCCAAGUGAGUGUCUGACUGCUGGGCAAUUGCCCUCCCUGCUGCUGCUAACUCAAGGGGUUCCACAAAGACCUUCCAAGAUUGGGGUGUUAUUCAAGGCAUCUCUUCAAGGGCAAAGAAUAAAGGGCCUUGAGUCAUGGGGAGGUGGGGGGUGACCACAGGCCCUGUGGCUGAAUGUGGCCCUGAGGCAUCUCUAUUUCACCCUCGGGAUUCUCACUAGACUCCCCCUUCUUCUCCAGGACACACCUCUUGGUGUAGGCAUUAUCUUGGUACAGAUUAGAAUCAUAGAGUUGGAAGGAACCCAACCCCCUGCAAUGGACGGUCUCCCAUCCAAUCUGAAACCAUGUCGGACCCUGCUUAGCUUUGCAAAUGUGCUCACAGUUUUAUUCCUGCACCACUAGGAGGGCAUAUGCUCAGCCUCUCCCCUCACCCCCAUUUCUUUAUGAUGCACUUACAUUUUAUCUGUCUUGUGCCACAAUUGUGUUUCGACUCUGUAAGCUGCACUGAAAUUGUUGGAAGCUGCUGCUGGUCAGUGUUGACAAGACAAGAGAUAGAUGGUCUGACUCGGCGCAAGGCAGUUUCCCAAGUUCCUCCUCUUGCUCAGCAAGUGCAGCUGAAGUCUGAUGUGGAGCGAAGCAGAGAGACAAAGAAGUCAAAAUAGCACAGCCAUCCAGGGGUACAAUCAGUGGGGCCUUGCCUAGAUAACAUGGUGAUGCAUUGUGGUGUGUACUGAACUGAAACAGGGUGGAAUAGAUGAGACAGAGAAAGAAAGAGAGGCAGAGAGAGAGAGAUCCACCAUGACGCCUACAGCCCCCAGGUUAGUGACCAGGGGGGCUCUCUUCCCAUCUGAACACAACAAAGGUAUAAUGCCAAAGUAGAUCAAGUGAAAUGUUUCCUAUAGCCAUGCAAAGUCAUGAGUCCGUUCUGCUUUUGCUCGAAGCAAGUGGCUCGUUGCUGCAGGACAGAUUUAUUUCUUGCACUGGAGAAACCUGGUGGUCCUCCAGAUCUUGCUGGAGUCUGACUCCCAUCAGCCUCUACCGGUGUAGCCAAUAGUGUAGCCAGGUUUAGUGCUCAGGCUUGUACCCUGGGGAGGGCACUUCACUGCUGCUAAUGCAGCCAUUGGACUUCACCCCCGGAGGCACACUCCACUGGCUCUCGAGACAGAUGCCAGCCAAUGGCACUGUAGCCCAGCAACACCUGUUCUCCAACAGGUUCUCCACCCAUGCUACAAACAUGUCUUGUGAGGGUGAGCCUCAUCUCUGAAGCUCCCUUUCCCUGGGUUUUGAGGACGGGGUUUAAUUUUGCCAUUGUUCCUGCAACAUAGUUCUAAAGAUGUGGUCUCUUUGCUUUAUUAUGUUACAGGGUUACACGACCUGCUCUUCAGAAUGUAAGUGGUAGCUUCUAUUCUUUGCCUCUUAUGUCCUCUGUCACUCAUCGAUUCCUGCUCUCAUUUGCUCUUGUUGACUUAUGUUAGGGAUAGCGAAUAUGGUCCAGCCUUACAGAUAUUGGACUAUAACUCCCAUCAUUCCUAAUCAUUGCCUAUGCUGGCUGGAGCUGAUGGGCGUGGAGAACAACAUAUGGAGAGCAACCUCUUGACUGCAAGUGGUCUGCAUUCACAGCUCAAACAGCUAGACCCCAUGGAACACUUUAUGCCAAAAUAAAUGUUCUUCCCAGAAUUUUCCUUUGCUAAUUUUGAUGUCAGAGCUUGUCAGAGUUGGGUUGUAGGCAGCUGUUGAGCAAGAAUUGAUAGGCACGAAUCAUAAACCAGGAAUCACAAGACAGGAAUCAGAUACAGCAAAGUCUGUUGUGGCCCUGUCAAUGUUCCAGUUUGAACAAGAAGUCAUAGAAUUGGAAGGGACUGUGAGGGUUUUUGCAUCUCUUCCUGCAGCAAACCAAUGGCAAGCUACAGGUGCUUCAGGAGCCCUUGCUGUAGGUAUGGGGACCCUGAAAUUCUCCAGAUGUUGUUGGACUGCAACACUCAUCAGCUCCAUGCAGCAAAGUUCAAGGCUGAUGGGAAUCAGAGUUCAACAAAAUUUGGAGGACCUCUGGUCCCCCCACCCCAUCUUACUGCCCAGAAUAUAAACUGUGACUUGCCACCUAGAUGGCUCAGGAGAUGGGAGGAAUCAUGAAUUUCAUGGCUUUGCAGUGUGUGUAUAUGUCAGUGUGUACACACACUUCCAGAUAGCCUUUAAAUAUUUUGUCAAUACUGAAUAUCUACUGCCAUUUGAUUUCAAUGUUUCAUAUAUGACCUCGAUGCUUAUUUUUAAUAUUUGGUUGUUGCUGUUUUGUGUACUGGCUGUCAAAUUUAGCAUUUAUAUAUAUAUAUAUGAUUUUAUUUAUAAUUUUCGUUUGUAUACAUUACAACAACUACUCAACCAUAAUUUUAACAUUUCCAACUUCAACUCCCUUCCCCCUCUUUUUGUGGUUCUUUACAUUUAUUUUCAUCCUUUCCCGCGUACUCCAAAUUAUCUUAACUUUUUAUUUUCUUCAUCUAUUCUUAUAUAUAUAUAUAUAUAUCUCAUAUAUAUUUUUGAAGCUGCAGGUUUUUAGAAUAAUCCUGCCAAUGUCUCGAUCAGUUUACAGCUCAUUUGUAAAUGCUCAAUAAACCAUUUCCAUUGCUAUCUAAAAAGUCUGUUAUCUUGAUUUCUUAUUCUUCCGGUAAGUUUUGCCCUUUCUGAAUUAGUUUCUGUAACCAUUCUUCUCUCGUUGUGACCUCUUCUUCCUUCCAUUUUUGGGCAAAUAACAAUUUUGCAGCUAUGGUGCCAGGCUUAGCAUUUGGCAGAAGAUGUCAGUUGACAGAGACCUUACGACAAGAAUGUUACUUGCCCCCAAAUGGAAAGAAGCAGAAGUCCCAGUGAAAGAAGAAUGGAUACAAAAACUUACGGAAUAUGCAGAAAUGGUGAAACUUACCGGAAGCAUAAGAAAUCAGGAUAACAAACUUUUUAUAAAAGAAUGGAAAUGGUUUAUUGAGUAUUUCCAGAUAAAUUGUAAACAGAUAAGAACAUUGGCAGGACUAUUGCAAUAACUUGCAGUUUCAUUAGAGUAUAUAUUUAAAGAAGAUGAAUCAAUGAACAAAUUAAGUUAAUUUGGAUAUGCAGAAGAUAUUAAAAAUAAAUUUGAGGAACCGCAGAAAUAGGGGGAAGGAAUUCAAGUUUUGAAAUGUCAAAAUGAUUGCAAAAUCAGUGAAAUGUAUAAAUUUGAAAAGGAGAGAGAGAGAGAGAGAGAGAGAGAGAGAGAGAGAGAGAGAACUUAGGAGAUUUUAUAUUGGACACUUGCCAGAGUAAAACACUCAAGAAAAGCCCAAGCUCCACCCAAGUCUAAAGAACCGAAAUUGUGAACACAUGAUUGUAGGAAUAGUAUGGAUGUGAGAGAGCCAAAAGACUCGAGAUGUUUCUAGCUGUGUCUUCACUUUUUCCUUCUAUGUCUCUUGUGUACACUCCCUUUUAGGGCUGGCGGAGAAGCCCGUGAGCACAUCAGCACUCCAGAAGAUGCUGAGACAGCAGCAGGGAUGGAAGGAGGGACCAGUGAGCAGCUUGGAGAGCCUUCCACGGAAGCCGAGGAAACAGCAGCAGGUAAACCGAUGGCAGACCUCCACCAUCACCGGAUUAACAAAGUUGACUUGCAUCCAAACUAGGCUUCUACUUGUGGGAGCAUCCCCUAAGUGGAGUUCCGCUCGUGUGAAGCUCCCACCAGGGGAAGAAUUGGUGUGGUUAUCCCUUUUCUUGGAAAACCCAUUGUGCCUCUGAAAAUCUACUCUGGAGGACUGGCAACCACAGCAGGAACUGGUGACUCACAUGUGUGGACAAAGGCACCAAUGAGUGCAGAUUUUACAUGCCUUUUGACAUAGUGCAGCUCAGUUCAUCCAUUCAGAAACUUGGUUCUCUGGAAUGGAAACGGUUGUGUAUUUAUAAGUACAUAAAUGUCACUGCCAUUCCCAGUUUCGAAGAGGCAAGCUCUCUUUUAAACUGAACAGCAGCUUGCCUCUUUGGGAGCAGCAGCAGCGUCCAACUUUCCUAAUUAGGCACAUGAAUCUGUUCUCUCUUUUUGUAAUUGAAGCUGGAAUUUUGUAUGACGAGAGUUUGGUUUUCAUUGAAAAAUAUAGGAAGUCUCAGCGCCCUCCUGCCCUGCUUCUGUUCAGUCACAUUCCACGAUUCUGACCGUGCUGAGUCGCUGCAUUCCCCAAAGCACACAAAAAGAUCACACGUAUACAAAACAAACUCCUUGCACCCAACUUGCCAUUGUUAGGCAUUGUUUCUGUGUGCCUGCAAGCACAAAACCUGCAUUUCAUUGGGACAAAGUGUCGGACCUAGGAGUCAACAAUCUGGGUCAACAAUCCCUCCCUUGUUUUCCCCAAACGCUCUCAUCCUGCAAAAAUAGGGGCUGGUUCUCUGCCCCAUGUUCUUUUGCAAAGGGGGAGGGAAGGGAUUUCUCUGAAGUGUUCAGAAGUGGGUGCAGCUCACCUGACUGGGUCUUGCUAGGACGUGUGACCUGUGGGAAGAGUCUCGUGCUCCUUCCCACGAGCCGCACUUCCUGGAAUGCCUUGGAAGGGAUGCAACACGCAGUGAUGUGGCAACGCUGGUGAGAAAUUACAGAGACAGGACAAGAGCCUCACGCCACUGCAAAUGAUGUGGGGCUAAAUGGAAAAGCCUUGGCAACCUCAAAAGGUUUAAUUGAGGUAAAGGGCAGGCCUCUCUUCAGAAAAUCUCUCCCCAUCUUACUUUCCUUUUGCCCCUUUCCAAUGAAUGGUCCAAGGAAGGAAGGAACUUAGUAACAGAUUCUAGCAAAAAAUUACAGAGACCUGUAUAUGCAAAUGUUUGUAGCACCAAAAUGUACCUUUUCUCAAUUUGGAGUUGUCAACAUGCUGCUUUCAGUCUAGGUUUAUUGUAGAUCAGGAACCCCCAAACUCAGCCCUCCAGCUGUUGUUGGACUACAAUUCCCAUCAUCCCUGACCACUGGUCCUGUUAAGCUAGGGAUGAUGGGAGUUGUAGUCCCAAAACAGCUGGAGGGCCAAGUUUGGGGAUGCCUGUUCUAGUUCUUGCUGUUCAUGGCUGGGCAUGGCUACUUGAUACACAUUUGACAAGCUUCCUUUGAUUAGAUUUCCCCUGCCUUUUCCUCACCGCGCACGAGGCAGGUGAAUGAAGAAGGAAGUGGUUGCAAUCUUGUUAUAUGCCCACUCACAAUGCCAUUACGCAGAUGUGGAUAUAUCCCCCAGUUGCUGGGACUUCCUCCAUUUCUUUCCAAAUGGACACCUGGCAGGGUAAUACAGAAUCGAAUAGCAAUGAGUCCUUCUCUUCAGAAAGGGACUUAUUUCUCAAGAAGCACUUUUCUGGGCAAAAAAUAUGUGCCAUAGGUCUAGAUCGUGUGCGGGCUACAUUAAAAAAAACAAAAAACCCCUCAAGUAUGCAGUUUCCAUUGAUUCUAGAAUAGAAUGUCAUGUGUACAUAGGCAGAAACUAUUGACUGCCUUUCGUUUUUAAAAAUGUAUGUUUUAUUUUUCAUUUUUUGAAAACAACAUUCUUAUACAUUUAAGACAUUUUCAAUUUCUAUACAUCUGGGACUGCUUAGAUCCCUGGACUCCCCACCCCUCACCCCUGGUUUCCAAUUUUCCUUUUCAUUCUAUUACAUAUAAUUACAUUUAUCUAAUCCGUUUUAUCUCCUUUUUUACCUUAAAUCAUAUUACAUUAUAAGUGCGAUAACAAGCCUGCUAACGUUUUUAAGUAUCUACAGUGGUCUUUAAGAUAUUCUAUCAUUCUUUUCCUCACUCAUGACUAUUUUUUUUUAAAUCAUCUUGUUGUCUGAUCUUCACGGUCAUCUUUGCCAUUUCGGCAUAAUCCAUCAUCUUGGUUAGCCACUCUACUUUGGUUAGGACUUUCUCUUCCUUCCACUUCUGGAUGAGCAGCAUUCUUGUGGCUGUUUUUGCAUACAUAAAUACUCUUUUAAAGUCUUUUUGCAUUUCGUCUCCUGUUGACUGCCUUUCCCCCAUCAGCUCACAAGCAGUGGCAUAGCUAGCUGCUCAGGCACCCGGGGCGGCGCAAAUGCCCUAAACCUGGGGGAGGGCAAGCCAGGACAGAGCAUGCUGUGCAGAACCUCCAUGGUGUCCACAAGCCCCACGUUGCCAUUUCAGGCAGCGUGGAGCCUGCAGGUGCCUGAGCCACUGCAUCACUCCCCAAGAGAGAGGUGUGGUUCAGGCACCUUGCAGGCCAGGCCCACGAUCACCCUCCUCAGUGAUGACCCGCACCCACCGCACACCCCUUCCUAUGCCACCUCUCACAAGUACAGUGGUACCUCGGGUUAAGAACUUUAUUCGUUCUGGAGGUCCGUUCUUAACCUGAAACUGUUCUUAACCAGAGUUACCACUUUAGCUAAUGGGGCCUCCUGCUGUCGCUGCCACCGCCGCCACACAAUUUCUGCUCUCAUCUUGAAGCAAAGUUCUUAACCCAAGGUACUAUUUCUGGGUUAGCAGAGUCUUUAACCUGAAGCGUCUGUAACCCGAAGCGUCUGUAACCCAAGGUACCACUGUUCCUUAUAUACUUUGUGCAUGUGUUUCUUCCUUUUACAGAGGUUAGCCCCGGGGAGGGUACAGAAGCCCCAGAGGAUUCGGCCGUUGCCCAGGAAGAAGCCCCAGCUCCAGCGCCUGUCCCAGAUCCCACUGCUGAUGACCCUCCAGUUAAUGUGACAAUCACAGUGACUGCCACCCCAUGACCACCAGGAAAUCUGACUCCCCGGUAGUCAAAAUAGCUUGGGGAGAGCUAUUCAGGUCAAGAAGGGGAGGACAGUAAUAUGGGGAAGGAUUGCAAUGCUUGGGGGAAACUGGAGGGAGAUAUCAGACCGCUCCUUGAAUCAGGCAAGAUCUUUCUCAUCGCAGACCCUGAAGCUCCUUCCUCUCUGAAGGCAGAAGGCCACAUCUAAGCGCUAGCCACAGAAUCAAAAGGCUCCUUGCAGCAAAUAAGGGGUAGCCUGUGAAAAAUCUGGAAGAUGCCUUCCUUAGAGAAAGAAAUGUGCUUCUUUCCUUCCUCUUUGUAGAAGCUGGCUGGGCAGUUCCUGGUCUAGGAAUGACGACUAGGAAGCCUCAGAGGUGCCACUUUAGUUUGCAUGUGGUUACUGAAGAUUCAGAGACCUCAUCUGGGAGACCUGGGACAAAAUCCUGUUAUCCAACAGAUGCUGGCUUCGUUGUACAUUAGUGGGCGUGCAGAAAACCAUUGCUGAUGAUUGGUUGCCGCUGUUAAACAGUCUGAUGCACUG
Podarcis lilfordi (Lilford's wall lizard) is the source of this 32569-nucleotide messenger RNA. The record is from the annotation of a GenBank genome assembly. Lineage: Eukaryota; Metazoa; Chordata; Lepidosauria; Squamata; Lacertidae.